UAGACCCGCAAAUUCGCGUUGAUCGAAAAUGGCAGAGAAGGAACUUGAAUUCACUUUUCCAACGUUGUCUUCGAAUGUUACAGAGGGUGAAAAGAGCCUUUCUUUGAAGGAAAAGGUUAAUCUGAUCGACAAUGAAAUUCGCCAGCUGUAUGAAUUUUGUACCAAAGCUGGCUACACACAGCCUCAAAUAGAGCAAUGUGCACAACCUCUUCUUUCCCUCCAAAGCAGAGAAAGGCACAUCAAAUGGCUAAGGCGGUUGUUCUCGUUUGCUAUACUGGUUGCCGUGAUUGCCUUUUUGUUUGCUUAUGAUCCUGCUUACCGUCAAAUCUGUAUUUAUGGCAAGUUUAUAGCCAUGAAGGGCCUCCCAUACUGGGACUGGACAGUUAUGUACGAUCGUGAGUGUGUCAUUGAUAAUCCCUACUAUGUUAAUGAUGAGAUGACCGAAGAAGAUUGCAAUGUCUGCAGAAAACUCAGAAAUAUCAAGAGAGUUUCUAAUGUUAGUCAAAGCACCAUAGCUGAUGAUUAUCUGUUCUCCAAUGUUGCUGUGAUUGUCACUGAUGCUAUGGAGGAAUGGGAUGCCCUGGAAAAGUUUGAUGUUGAUUUCUUGGCUGAGAUGUAUGAGAAGAAUGAAGUACUGAGACAUUCCGGCAAGGAAUGUCAGUUUGAGAGCACCACACCAGAGUUUAGCAGUCCACAGCUUUUACUGGCAGCUGCCAAGAGUGGGGAACAACCAAACUUUCAGGCUUUCUGGGACAACUGUGAGAAGGAGUCAGCCAAAGUGUUCCGCCAAUAUUAUAGACGUCCUUACUUUCUGCCACCAAUGGCCGAGGCAGUUGAAGGAAACUGGUUCAUAGUCUCUUCAGGAGAAAACAAGACAUUGAAUGUUAACUGGGAUUCCUCAGCCACUUGGAUAGCUCAGGUCAAAAGGUCUGGUAGAUUCCUCUUGAAACCUAAUGAAAUUUGCAGGAACAUCUGCCACAAAAUUUCAGUAAAGUUGGAUCAAGGAGAAAUUUUGACAGUGCCCAACAACAUGUGGAGUGUCUCCUACAAACCAGUUGGAAGCGAUGAAGUUGUUACCUUUGGCUCUGGUGUAAACUGGGAUUGAAGUUUAACAUGUGAUGAUUUCUGACAAGUAUUUUUCUGUUAAAUAAAGCCAUACAGCUCUGAA
Messenger RNA from Orbicella faveolata, 1168 nucleotides. RefSeq lists its product as uncharacterized. NCBI's taxonomy places the organism in Eukaryota, Metazoa, Cnidaria, Anthozoa, Scleractinia, Merulinidae. The record is from RefSeq and is a predicted model, not a curated record.